Messenger RNA from Fukomys damarensis (Damara mole-rat), 2593 nucleotides. It is a transcript of the gene Golga7b, whose product is annotated as golgin A7 family member B. The transcript is spliced from 5 exons. Lineage: Eukaryota; Metazoa; Chordata; Mammalia; Rodentia; Bathyergidae. Gene Ontology annotation, cellular component: palmitoyltransferase complex. Gene Ontology annotation, biological process: protein targeting to membrane; peptidyl-L-cysteine S-palmitoylation. The record is from RefSeq and is a predicted model, not a curated record. Bases 433 to 936 code for a protein of 167 amino acids.
GGCGGCUGCGGAGCCGGGGCCGCGGGCGCGGAGUCUGGGGGCCCGGCUUCCCUCACCCGCCCGCCGAGGCGCUGGUCUCUCCUCCCCCAGCCACCCUGCUCGCCGCCGCCGCAGCUGUCAAAGAUAAACCGGGCCAUUGCCUGCAGGAGCUACGACAGAGAACGGUCGGGCCGUGAGGAGCCUGGGGCGCGGCCUCGCCUCUCCGGCCGGGUUCCCGCAGCAGCUCAGCCGAUAGCACCGCACCUCUCCGGGACCCAGACACCCACAGGUCCCCUGACCGCCGCUUCCGGGCCCGGGGCACCCGCCUCAGCACCGCGGACAGCUCUCACACCCUGCUCGCGGCAGCCUGCCCACCCGCGCCCCCAGUCAGCACCGCGGACAGCCCCUCGACCCACCUAACGGCAGCCUGGGAGCCCCCCGGAACCCCGGAACAUGGCCACCGAGGUCCACAAUCUGCAGGAGCUGCGGCGAAGUGCCUCAUUGGCCACCAAGGUCUUUAUCCAGAGAGACUACAGUGAUGGGACUAUCUGCCAGUUCCAGACCAAAUUUCCCCCAGAGCUGGACAGCCGGAUUGAGCGGCAGCUCUUCGAGGAGACCGUAAAGACCCUCAAUGGCUUUUAUGCCGAGGCUGAGAAGAUCGGGGGCAGCUCCUAUCUGGAGGGCUGCCUGGCCUGCGCCACGGCCUACUUCAUCUUUCUGUGCAUGGAGACCCACUAUGAGAAGGUUCUGAAGAAGAUCUCCCGCUACAUCCAGGAGCAGAAUGAGAAGAUCUUUGCGCCUCGAGGCCUCUUGCUCACGGACCCUGUGGAGCGUGGGAUGAGAGUCAUCGAGAUCUCCAUCUAUGAGGACCGGUGCAGCAGUGGCAGUUCCAGCAGCGGCAGCAGUAGUGGCAGUGGCAGCAGCAGUGCCGGGGGUGGUGGGGCAGGGGCCCGGUGACUGGCCGAGAGUCCCUGCAGGGAGGUGUACGGCCGCAAUGAAGGCCUUGCAGACCUGCGGCGGCUGCGCUACCAAAGCACCCGCUUCUGAGUCAUUCUCUGGGUCCUGCCCUGCUUCCCUGAGGUGGGAGGGAGGGUGACACCCUGCACCUCCCCUUUGCCCCCUGGCAGGAUCCCUCCUUCCUGACCGGAGCCCUGCUUUCCCUGUGGGGCUGGCUGGUCAGAGUCACUUGGAGCCAGAUCUUCCUAGGGCAGGCUGGAGUGGGGAGAACAGUUAGGGCAGCCUCUUUCUUCUUCAGCUUUCUUUCCUUCCCCAGUACCCUGGAGAGGGCCCAGAGAUUUCCCACCCUGCAUGAUUCCUCACCCUGAAGCCCAUGUCCACCAGGACUCUUUCUUGUUCUCUGUGACCAUUUCCCAGUGUCACCUCUUUCUGGCCACCACAGGCUCCCUGCCCAUCCAUGAUCCUGCCUCCGUGGAAUCAGAGGUCUGGGGAGAUGAAUGCUGUGGCGGGGAGGGGUUCAGCAGCUCCUGACCCCUCCUAGAUCUGUUUUUCCUGUCUUCUACCUGGAGCUGGACAUCAUCUCGGCCUUGCCAAGAAGCUGCCCACUUAGACUUUGCAGGCCACCAGGCGCUGGCUGUGGGAUGCACGGCCUGGGGCUUUGGGAGGUCCUGGGGGAGUCUGGAGCAAAUCUUUGCACAGAGAUAUAGCUGUGUGGAGUUUGAACUUCCUGUACCAGAGCCAAGGUUUGGGUAUCAGAACCUGGGUGAGAGUGUGUACGUGUGCUGAUGUAUGAUCACGCACAUGUGAGUGCACUUGUGUGCAUGUUGCACAAAUGUGUGAAUGUGAAUGCAUGUGUGAGUACACCUAUGAGUGUAUGCAUACACGAGUGUAUUGUGUGUGUACGUGGGUAUACAUGAAUUCAUGUUAUCUGAGCGCAUAUGUAUAUGGGCCAGAGUGUGAAUGUUCUCAUGAAGAAAUGUAGAAGAGCACUGUAUAAGUGCAAGUGCAUGUGUAUACGAAUGCACAUGUAUGACUGUGAAGGUCUGAGCAUGUGAGUGUGUGUGUCUGUGCAAGAGAGUACUUGUGUGUUUCCUCGGGUGCUGUACUGACUGCUUCUCUUUGAGUCCUGCCUUGUCUCAUUCCAUGAUGGUCUACAGCUUCUUGUCUGUGUGGGUUCAGCUUGGCCUUCUAUAUUAAGUCAAUGUCCUAAAGCCCCUUGCCCCUUGCCUGGCUCUGGACUCUUUCUCCUGGUCUUUCUUCCACCUUCUGAUUCCCCUAAGCACAUCCUAGUAGAAGACAAUAUGGAGUCCUAGGAGAGCAGAGCCAACCUUUUGGUGGCUUUUGGUGCCCCUCUCCCAGCCCCAUAGUGAGACAGUGGGCCACAGACACUGCAUAUUCAGCCUGCCCAGGUUCCAGUGCUCUUAGGCUGUGAAGUGAGGCUUUCUUGGACAUUCAAAUUAGCCAGCAGCCUGCAGGGGCGAAGGCAGAGUCUCCUUGUGAGGAAAGGGGAUGUCUAGUCAGCAGAACUCUGGCUCCCAAAGCCCAGAGGAGGCAGUGGGAAGGCAGCAGCCUGAGUCCGGUAUCCUGAAGAUGGACAGAAAGGGGCUGCCUCCCUCAGCUGGCAGGAGGUGCUAGAAAUGGUUAUGAAACACCAGCC